GUGACAGACAGCCCAGCAACCAUAACAGCACACGCUCUCCUCGGCCGCGUCGCACCGGAGAAGAUGUCGUGGUUCGGCGGGCACCACCACAACCAGCCGGCUCCCCCGGCGUCGGGCCCCAACCAGUUGUUCAAGAUCUUCUGCCGCGCCAACGAGAACUACUGCCUCGCCGUCCGCGACGGCAACGUCGUGCUGGCCCCCGCCAACCCCAAGGAUGAGUACCAGCACUGGUACAAGGACAUGCGCUUCAGCACCAGGGUGAAGGACGAGGAGGGCAUGCCGGCCUUUGCGCUCGUCAACAAGGCCACCUGCCUCGCCAUCAAGCACUCCCUCGGUCAGUCCCACCCCGUGAAGCUGGCGCCGUUCAACCCGGAUCACGAGGACGCGUCGGUACUGUGGACGGAGAGCAAGGACGUCGGCAAGGGCUUCCGCUGCAUCCGCAUGGUGAACAACACCCGCCUCAACUUCGACGCCUUCCACGGCGACAAGGACCACGGCGGCGUGCACGACGGCACCACCGUCGUGCUGUGGGAGUGGUGCAAGGGCGAGAACCAGAGCUGGAAGAUCCUGCCGUGGGGGCCCGAGGCGCACUCGCCCGCGGCGGGCCCAGGCAACGCCGCCGUCAUGGGCGUCCCCGUGCACACCGUGCGCGUCUUCUGCAAGGCCGGUGAGGACUACAGCCUCACCGUGCGCAACGGCACCGCCUGCCUCGCACCCACCAACCCCAGAGAUGAGUACCAGCAUUGGAUCAAGGACAUGAGGCACAGCAACAAGGUCAGGGACGAGGAAGGGUACCCUGCGUUCGCGCUGGUGAACAAAGUCACCUGCGAAGCCAUCAAGCACUCCACUGGCCAGAGCCACCCUGUGAAGCUGGUGCCCUACAACCCCGAGUACCAGGACGAGUCGGUGCUGUGGACGGAGAGCCGCGACGUGGGCAACGGCUUCCGGUGCGUGCGCAUGGUGAACAACAUCUACCUCAACUUCGACGCCUUCCACGGCGACAAGGCCCACGGCGGCGUCCACGACGGCACCGAGGUCGUGCUCUGGAAGUGGUGCGAGGGCGACAACCAGCGCUGGAAGAUCCUCCCCUGGUAGAUGAUGAUGGUGGAAGCCAGGCGCUGCUACCUAAUAAUAAUGGAUGCUGCGUUGAAAUAAAACUGUGUGCGGUGUAUCGCAAAUUUCGGAAUGGCAUUUGUGUCAGACUGCCAGUCGCAGUGCGAGUGUGCGACCAGUGUCGCUCUGUGAGCCUGGUUUUAUAUGGGAAAGGAGAGACUUGAGUGUGUGAGGAGGAGGGGGGCACCUGAUUCUGCAUUUGGAUGUAAUCGUCUGUCUUUCUUCUAUUGCCGACGUCUCUACUCUGAACUUUCUAUCA
Molecule: messenger RNA, 1372 nt
Organism: Phragmites australis (common reed)
Lineage: Eukaryota; Viridiplantae; Streptophyta; Magnoliopsida; Poales; Poaceae
Product: ricin B-like lectin R40G2
Exons: 6
Coding region: 64-1095 (343 amino acids)
Source: RefSeq, a predicted model, not a curated record